GUUCAGUAUUAUUCAAUAAUUAUAUUUUUUAUUAUUAUCCAUGUGUUUAAUUAUUUUCUGAUCUGUCAAAGGUUACCGUUGAAAAGAUGCAUUACGAGUUAUUUAUUUCAGUAGAUCAUCGCACAAUAUUGUUCAGGUCAGUCACAAAGAUAUAACCUUUGAAACAUGUGUCAUCAGAUAAAUACUGUGAAAUUUUCUGCUCUCGCCGAUAAAAAGUCAAAUUGUUUCAAUUGUACCUUCUACACUUAUAUCUAUUUUCCUUCUUCUCUUAAGGUUUCAAUAUAUUUAUCUGUCUCACUUUAAAAGUCAAAGUACAAAAUAAAGUGCAGAACGGAGAAAAUAUUUCAGAUUUGCCAUUUGUAUUACAUGAUCUUUUUUUACAUCUUCCUUUUUACCAAGUAAUUUUCACUCAAAUAACAAGAAAUAUUGUUUGUAAAUAAAUAAAUAAAUAAGAAGAAGAAAGGAAGAAAAGUAGUUAUUAAAAAAAUGUUUUUAAUUAUUAUUUAUUAUUUAUCGUAUAUCUUUUUGCUGAUUGAUCUAAAGAAAGUCAGACGCAUCGAUAUUUUAAUUAACGAACAAAGUGACAACAUCUCUCAUCGUAUUUUUAUUUAUAAUAUUUACAACUAUCGAGAGCUCUUCUAUCGAAGAUAGAACUGUUCACGCGCAGCAACUUCAGGCAGUGCCCGAUAUGGGGCACUACUUUGCAAAUAACCUCGCAGUAUCGCGGUUGAUACAGUGUUAAUUGAAUUGUCCAGAUGAUUUAAUUAACUCCUUCGAGUAUUCUUCCGCGCGCUGUCGUACGCAUCCUCAAAUCACUACGAAUACGCUGCGAUUCCAUAAACCAUUAUGUAAAACUGCAAUCUCUUUUUUUAGGACGAGUCUAUGUCGGUGGCUAUACCCGCACAGAACGAAAAAGGGAAUAUAUGUUAUUCGUUGAUCGUAUAUCGUGCACGAUAGUCGUCGUGACGCGUCACGGACGUCCAACGGAACAACAAACGCGAGUUCUUGACAACCAGUGAUAAGCGGAAUGGAGACCCACGAAGGAGAGCAGUACGUGACGUUUCCUCUCACCGAGGUACACGAUGCCAUAGAGGAGAGUAUCAUAUCUCACGAGGAGAUAUGCGAGCCUGUCGACGAGUGCGUUCUCCAGGAAGGCCUUACGGAGGUCACCGUCGGUAAUACUGCCAGUACUGAUAUCGUGGAGUCGCAAGGUACCGUCGAGAUACUCACGGAACAGUCGGAAGAGGAAGACGAUGGUCAGGUUGUAUAUCCAAUGUACAUCAAGCAAGAGGAACAGCAGCAGUACACGUCGGGGGACGACGAAUCCAUGGCUGUGGAGGCACUGCGUCAACUGGGCGGCAUGUACCCGUGCUUCGAAGACAAGAAGAUCAAUUGCUCGGUCUGCAAGAAUCUCUUUACCCAAGAGGAAAUGGUUGAACAUCAGUCCGUGUGCCAAUCGUCUUCUAAGUUGUCCUGCACCACUUGCGGGGAGAGAUUUGAGAGGAAGAUUGAUUUGAACAACCACAUGGUUUGCCAUCAGGUGGACCGUCCUCAUGCUUGUAGAACCUGUGGUAACUUAUUCCGUUCCAAAAACAAUCUGCAGGCACAUAUGUUGCAGGCGCACAUGCAUCACGUCGAACGGCCGCACAAAUGCAAUAUCUGUGGCUCGGAUUUCCAGAGGCCUUCCAGCUUAUCGAAUCACAUGAAAAUACACACGUACGUCGCAGGACGGGCCAUCAUGCAGUCACAGAGUAACAACGUGUCUCAAUCGACAGAGACAUUCAGGAAGUGGCCGGAAAAUGCAGCUGAUUCGCAGAACGCUUCUCCAAUAUCAUCUUCGUCUGUCCAGUCCAUACAGAAUUACGAGGUGUGUCAGGUUCAAUGGCCGGUUUCGUCGUAUAAUUUCCAGAGCGAGCAAUCGAUAGUCACCACCAUAGCGAAUCACCAGGACGCCAAAAUGGAUACGCUGCAAGAGUUUACGGUGAUGCCCAAUGGCGAGGUGACGCAAUUUACCGAGUACACCGAACAAAAUAAUAUCAGUGACUCAGUCAAUAACACUCAACAGUACGAUAUAACAAUAAAUUCAUUCAACACACCUGAUGGGAUAGUCAAAGUCGAGACGCUUUACAAACAAAACAAUGCUAAUAAACGAGAUUACGGAGAGGCUGAAGUAAACAACAGCAAGCAGUACACAUGUAAACAUUGCGGAAUUAAUUUUGCGCGCGCAACCGCGCUGGCGUCUCACGAGAAAAUUCACGCGUUUAAAAACUGGAAUAUGCCGAUCGAGUGCGAGUACUGUGACAAGCAGUUUCAGGACGCCGAUCAUUUGGCGACUCAUCAGACCACGUGCGCCAAGAAAAUAAUGCAGAACAACAUCGAGCAGGGUGUGCCCAACAACAAAUGGGGCAAACACGCUUGCUCACAAUGCGGAAAGAAAUUCACGACCAAACAGAAGAUGUUUCGGCACCAAUGGAUCCAUCGCAAGAAGACUCAUUCGUGCGAGGUGUGCGGCUCACAGUUCGAAAAGCAGAACGAGCUGGACGAGCAUAGAUUGUCGGCGCAUCCUGGCGAUUCGCCGUUUACCUGCACGGAAUGCGGGAAGAGCUUCGUAUCGCGGCAGGGUCUUUGGGAGCACGGUAGAACGCACGCCGGAAGCCCGGCUCAUUUUCAGUGCGAUACUUGCUCGAAAACGUUCUCGUCUCGUCAGGGAUAUUUGAUACAUAAUCGUACGCAUACCGGUGAACGACCGUACGGGUGCAAAUAUUGCUGGAAGGCGUUUCGCGACGGCGGAACUUUGAGGAAGCACGAGCGGAUCCACACAGGCGAAAGACCGCACGUGUGUCCGUUGUGCUCGAGGGCUUUUAAUCAGAAGGUAGUUCUGCGUGAACAUGUGCGAUGGGUACACGCGGCGGGGAAGAACGAAACGGAAGCCAGCAGUCCUCCGUAUCAGUGUCCACUCUGCGGCGCUCUGAAUCAGGAUCGCGACGAACUCUGCGCGCAUAUUGUUAAACAUUCGGAUCAAAUGAUAGCUGAAGCGAAGGCGAAAACUAGCAACGACAUUUCUCCAAAAUCGAAGUCAACGAAGAAAAAAUCGAAGUCGUCGAACAGCGCAAACGCACAGACGAAGCAAAACGACUUGGACUUUAUUCCGAAGGCAGAGCAAAACCAAGCCUUAUUAUCCAUCACAGACACAUCCGAUAAAACAGAUGAUAUGCACGUUAUAAAUGAGAAACAGAAUAACGCAUUUGUUGUAGUUACCACGGAAAAACGUAGCGAUGGCUUCAUAGCGAUAUCUGAGCUCAAACACAGCAACAUACGGUUUAUAGUGGACGGUAAAGAAGAAGAGAACAUCCAGGUACUUCAAGUGGAACAAAGGGAUCCUCUUGAUUUGAUGGAUAUAGAGAAAGAAAGCGACGCUGUGAACAUUGUGUCCGCAGAAUCCGUGGACGAUUCACUCGAGGAAACGGUCACGCAAAACGACGUGUCUACGAUGCAUUUAAUUCAAUCUUCUAAGCAGAAUAAUACUCUUAAUAUAAUAUCAAAGCAGAACGAAUCGCUGCCCGUUUUAACGAUACCAAAUCCGCAGGGCCAUGAGAAUUACUCGAGUCAGAUUGUACAGAUAAGUGGCGCGGAAAUGUCUGUCAAUGUUGUGAAUCAACAUACCCUGAAAGAUGAUAACAAUCAUAUUCAAGAUGAACAAGAACCUUUAAUACCGGAUGAAACAUCGCAUGUUAUUAUACAAUAUCAGCACGACAGUGAAGGGGAAGAUGAAGGAGAAGACUUUAUCUGCGGUAUCUGCGAGGAAAAAUUUGAUGGCAAAACUAUGUUGAAGGAACAUAUUAAGAUACACAUAUAAUUAUCUUUUUUACUUUGCUGUUCGUAUUGCUUGUGAUAUUUCACAUGCUAUUAAUGUGACUCUGCAUGUAGAACGUAUUGAGCAUAUACAUGAUGAAUGCAGUAAUUUCUUACCAGUGACUUAAAUUGCACAGGAUUUGUUUUACAAUUUCUAUAUAUAAAUAACGUUCUAAACAAGUUUAAUUUCUAGAAAACUGUAAGUAAAACGUUGAUUUUUUAAUAUAAAGUUAAUGUACAUAAAUUGCACAUAAAUGUACAUAAACUUAAUUUGCAAUUAAGUUUACAAUUAAACUAUGUUUACAAUUAAUUUACAAUACAAUACACAAAUACGUAUUGGUUAAUUAUACAAGUUAAAUCUAUUUAUAAAAUCUGAAGAUGCUGUGUAAUAAGGCUUUAUAUACAUAUACUUUUUUAUUUAAAAAUAUCUUAUUUUUGGUUUGAGAAUUAAUUACAUGUGUUUAAAAUAAAUGAUGAUCGGACAUAAAUAAGUUUUUGUGUAAGUGUUUAGAUAUAGAUACAUGUUCGGUCACUGAAACGUUUAUGGUAUAUAUAUAUAUAUAUAUAUAUAUAUAUAUAUAUAUAUAUAUAUACCAUAAAAUUGUGCAACAAUGUAUGAUGCAGAAAAAACUUACUUUUUAAAUGUUUUAAGAUAUACGUACAAAGAAAACAAAAUUUGUUUUUACAAUUAAUGGCUAUCUGUAAUUUAAUAGAGAUUAAAUGUAACUUUAUUUCUGUUGAAAACGAAAAAUUAUGACUGUUAAGAUAGUCUUAGAUGAUGAUAAGAAAUAUUUGAUUUUUUCCUUUUUACUAUCUUUAAACUGUACCUAUAUUAAAUCGACAAAUAAAUUCUAAUUAUACUUAUA
Molecule: messenger RNA, 4718 nt
Organism: Monomorium pharaonis (pharaoh ant)
Lineage: Eukaryota; Metazoa; Arthropoda; Insecta; Hymenoptera; Formicidae
Product: zinc finger protein 420
Exons: 2
Coding region: 1028-3856 (942 amino acids)
Source: RefSeq, a predicted model, not a curated record